Messenger RNA from Penicillium coprophilum, 405 nucleotides. RefSeq names its product protein serine/threonine phosphatase 2C. The transcript has a single exon. The record is from RefSeq and is a predicted model, not a curated record. Bases 1 to 405 code for a protein of 134 amino acids. Lineage: Eukaryota; Fungi; Ascomycota; Eurotiomycetes; Eurotiales; Aspergillaceae.
AUGGCAACAGACGGCUUGUGGGAUAUGCUGUCUAGCCAGCAGGCUGUUGAUCUAGUGGGGAAGUGGUUGGAACCGAAAGUAGCUGCGGAAAAGAACAGCGAGCCGAAACCAACAUAUGAACCAUUCGACUUCGGUCAAUUUUGGAAAGGAGUAAGCCGGAAGUUUGUGAAGGGGAGAACAACAGUCCAGGAUGACAGUGUCGCCGUGCAUCUGGUGCGUAAUGCACUAGGUGGAAACCAUCACGAUUUGAUAGCAGGCCGACUUGCCUUCGAUAUUCCAAGCUCCCGGCGGCUACGAGACGAUACGACUGUGCGGGGGGGGGGUUUAUGGCCUAGAUCUGGGAAAACGAGAUGGUUGAGGACGCAUGAUCCUGAGUUUCUAUCUGAACAUGGUAAGAAAACCUGA